Molecule: messenger RNA, 2748 nt
Organism: Culicoides brevitarsis
Lineage: Eukaryota; Metazoa; Arthropoda; Insecta; Diptera; Ceratopogonidae
Product: pyrimidine-specific ribonucleoside hydrolase RihA-like
Exons: 2
Coding region: 879-1829 (316 amino acids)
Molecular function (GO): hydrolase activity, hydrolyzing N-glycosyl compounds
Source: RefSeq, a predicted model, not a curated record
AUUGUUAAUUCGACCUUUUUCUGCUGGGAUUUCGACGAGUGCGGGUCGCAUUCGAUUUUUUCUCUCUUUUUAUUGUAAAUUUCGUCUAAAAGUCAAUUUAUUUAUGUCGAAAAUUAAUUCCUCUACAUUGAGGUAAAUUUUGUACUUAUUGUUUAAUGAAAAUUUGUAUUAAUUUUUUAUUGAGUUAAUAAUUUUAUAUUAUAAAUUUCCGGAUAAAUUUUGUGGAAACGAAAAAUAAAAGAAUUUUUCGAACAAUUUUUAUUAAAAUUUUUUAUGUAAAAAUACUUAUUUUUUUAAUUUUUAACAAUUUUUUAUAAAAAGAAAACUUAAUAAAAAAUAUUGAAGAACGAACAAAAAAUUUUUAAUUUUGUCAUUUUAUUUAAAAACUUUAUUUUUUUUUAAUGGUAAUUUAGAACGUCUGUUAAAUAAAUUUAAUUAUAUUUUGUAAAUAAAUUCUUAUUAAAAAAAUAUAUGCAAAACUGCAUCUUAAGACUUAUUAUGAGAAAGAAAGAAUACGGAAACAACAAAAUUUGCCAAAAACCUGUUGUGCAAUACUCAAAACAGAAUGUCUGAUGAAAACAAGUUUAUGUGCCAUAUGUCUCAAGUCGCAAACAAGUCAUUUUAAUUAACAAGAUUUCGUGAAGCAUGAUAACGAGAACAUUUCUAACAAUUAGUCAUACACGAAAUCCAUCUUAUCUCCACACAAUUUGUACCUGCUACGCCACUGCACAAUACAAUUUGUUUACUACAAGAUAAGAGUACGCUCACACAAAGAAAUUAUUAUCAAAACUUAACCCGCUUCAACAAUAAAAACCAAAAGUUUACUCAUUCGUUAUUUGUGAGUUGAACAUUGAACAUCUGGUACGCUUCGCAACAAAAUGACACCAAAACAGAAAUCCGUAAUUUUAGACGUCGAUGCUGGCACGGACGAUGCUUGGGCGAUUUUAUUGAUGCUGAACAACGAAUUGAAGCAAAAUUUUAAAGUCAAGGCCAUCACCUGCGUUUUUGGCAACUCAUCAGUGCAGAAUAUUGGGAAAAACGUCUUGCGAGUGUUGGAGACUGUGAAUCGUCUUGAUAUACCUGUUUAUUUGGGAUGUGAUGAGCCUUUAGUAGUACAUGAACCGGUAAAUGUCUCUUUUCACGGCGUUGAUGGAUUUUGUGACGUUAAAUUUUCUUCGGAGCCGGAUAUGAGUCUCAUACGAAAGUCACAUGCGAUUGAAGCGAUGCACGAAAUUAUAACAAAAGAUGAUGAUGUGACACUUUUUUGCUUGGGACCUCUUACAAACUUGGCACUUUUGUACAAAAUGCACCCAGAAACUCGUGAAAAAAUCAAAGAUAUUUAUGUCAUGGGUGGCAAUCGACAUGGCGUCGGCAACAUCACAAGAGCAGCUGAAUUUAACUUUUACUGCGAUCCCGAAGCAGCAUUUAUCGUCUUUCAAUCUUCCAAAUGCCGAAUUAAACUCCUUCCCCUGGAAACUAUUAAUAAUUGCAAGCAAACGUCCCUCGAGUAUCGUCUAAAUGUCCUCGGAAAAACUGACAAUAAAAUUACGCAACUUCUGAAUCCGAUUGAGAAAAAAGGCUAUGAAGCAAUUGGCAUGGCAGAAUGGUCCCCGUAUGAUGCUUAUUGCGCCGCGAGUUUUAUUGACGCAUCAAUUAUGCGAAAAACGGAGGAUUUUCACAUGACAAUCGAGCUAAGUGGCAAAUUUACGCGCGGACAAGUUGUCAUCGACCACAUUGACGAAGUAAAUUUCAAGAAUGUCACGGUAAUCGAGGAAAUUGACGUGGAAAAGUUUAAUUCACUAAUUUUGACGACUGUCGAGGAAGCAUGAGACAAUCGUGCCAUAUGAUAAAAAUGAUACUGUAUUGUGUAGAAUUUAUAUUGAAUCAGCUGUUCUGAUGCCGGUAACGACGUAAUAAAAUUCUCUCAAUGUCAAUCAUAUGAUUUCAUUCAACAAGUUGCUGCUACUCCAUUUUCUCUCUCGUUUUGUGUUGGCGCUCUCCGUAACGCAUUCCUUAUCACAAAAGUCUACAAAAAUUUGCCUCCCUAUUUCCUUUCUAUUCACUGAUUUUCCUACGUUGCUUAUCUGAACAAGUCUUACGCGUGCAUGACUGUCGCGUAUGGAGGAUAAAAUGCAACAACAGAGUAUUUACAGCAGAAUAUUUGGUGAUAAGCAUCAGUUUAACAACAUCCUUCGGCAUGGCAAGAUGUGAAAAUUUUCCGCGGAAAAUCUAAAAUAAUAAAAAAAAAGUGUUGAAACAUUCACUUAAAAAAAUAAUUUUACAAGUAAUAAAAAUAAAAAACUUUUUUAUUGGAUUUAUUUUUAAGAAAUUAAUUGGAACAUAAAAAAUAUUUAAAAAAAGGAAAAGUUUCCUUCACCAUCCAUAAAAAUUAAUGCAUAAAAAAUUAAUAUAUUAUGUCUAGUCUAGUCAAGUUAUUUCAUUAAGAUAAUAACAGUGAAACGAGUGAGCAUAUAAUAAUCCCGUAAAGCACAAUUUUCUCAUGCAAAAUAUUUAAAACGGGAUUAUCCGCGCUUUUGUUGCUGGAUAUUGAGGAACGAACAACAAACAUUAUUAUUAUUAUCUGAUACAGACGAAAUUUUUUUUUGUCUCAAGUGAUUACAGAAAAAAAUUUAAAUAUUUUAAAAUUACAAAAAAAAAAAUCAAAGGGUGGUGCAUUGACGACGAAAAAAAAUGUCAAAAAUAGAUUAAAGUAAAAAAUAUACAAAGAAGAUAUUUAUUGUAUAAAAU